Nothobranchius furzeri (turquoise killifish) is the source of this 2104-nucleotide messenger RNA. RefSeq names its product troponin T, cardiac muscle isoforms. Gene Ontology annotation, cellular component: troponin complex. Lineage: Eukaryota; Metazoa; Chordata; Actinopteri; Cyprinodontiformes; Nothobranchiidae. Gene Ontology annotation, molecular function: troponin C binding; troponin I binding; tropomyosin binding. Gene Ontology annotation, biological process: muscle contraction; regulation of muscle contraction; sarcomere organization. The record is from RefSeq and is a predicted model, not a curated record.
CAGGCGUCGCCUCUGUCAGUGGCUAUCGUAGCUCAUACCCACCAGCGUGUGAAUGGAUGAAUGACUGAUGGUGCUGUGAAGCACCUUGGGGUGCUGUGAAGCACCUUGGAGUGUUGUAGAACCCUACGAAGGCGCUUUAAAAAUGCAGGCCACGACUUUUUAUUCUUGCAGCAUCAUAGCCUUCUGUCUCUGUCAUAUUGUUAUGAGUUCUUGAAAAACUGUCAUUUUUGUGCACCAGAAUCAAGACUGAAACCAUCCACUCAGGUUAUAGUGAUGUCAUUUCCUGCAGCAAAAAUGCAGGAAAGUCCCUGAAAUUAACCCUAUUGGUGUCAUUCACUAUGUCACUGAUCACAACAACUUGCAUUUCUCCAAUGGCAGUAAAAUUUCUAAAAUAUCAACAAGCUCUUAAUGGUUAGCAUCAGUGCUAAUUAUUUAGCAUUUACUUGCAAUGGUCUAGCAUUUUAUUGAUAACACAGGACAUCUACAGCAAUAUCUGCAAUACUUGCAGUGCUGGUCCUGAUUCAAUAUAAUUGUCCAGGAUUGAAAACCAAUACAGAUUAUUCCAUUAGCCCUGUUUUUGUAAGGUGGUGGAAGGUUUAUGAUUUGGGCAUGCUACUUUAGGACUCUGAAGAAAGUGAUUAAUUAAAUGCAUCAAAGAGUUUGGACAGAAAUACUUAUUUGGUACAAUUGCUGUGAUAAAGCGUUGUUUAUUCUUCUAAAACGAAUACUUUUGUAGAAUUUUCUUUCAAUGGAAUCUUUUUAUACUACAACGUUGAUGUUAUGGCUGAAAUUUUGUGAUUCAGUCAGUUGAUUUAUGUUUUAUAUUUUAACUAUAUGGAAGUUGUUUUUCCUGCAAAUUAGUGCACUUCCCCUGGAAACACCUGAACUAAUCAGAUGUUUUUCCAUUUCAUUAUUCACCAUCUCCUCCAUUAACCAAAGACCACACAGAAGGUCAAAUCUGAACUUUUUGUUAACUCAGGUUUGCUUGGCCAUCGAUGUUUUACAGUUAUUCAGAUUCAAAAACAAGAUGUUUGUUUAUUCUUGUGAUGGAGACCCCAAAUAUUUUCUUUAAUAACACACCACAGUAAUAAAGGAGAAAAACCUGCCUGUUUUUAUCUGAUAAAUGAGAUUUGAAGCCCUGUGACAUGACAUACAGAAAGAGUUUAGACUUUCCAUUUCACCCCUGACAUGCUAGAGAGGUUUUCGUAUCAGAAUAUAUAAAGUAAAUAUCAGCCUUUGUGAUGCCGGCUUCGGAUGUAAUAAAGGAAAUUCAUUUGUAUUCUGCUUGUUGAUGCACUCACAUCUCCUGUUCUUUGCAGCAGAGUCUCAGGCUGCAGAUGAAGAUGAAUCUAAGCCCAAGCCAAGGGUGUUUGCUCCGUCGAUUUCCAUUCCGAAGAUCCCUGAGGGAGAAAAGGUUGACUUUGAUGACAUCCACAGGAAACGUCAGGAGAAGGAUCUGACCGAGCUGCAGUUUCUGAUCGAGGCCCACUUCAUUCAGAGAAAGAAGGACGAGGAGGAGCUCAUCGCUCUUGUUAACAGGAUUGAGAAGCGUCGUGCUGAGAGGGCUGAGCAGCAGAGGAUCCGCACUGAGCAGGAGAAGGAGAGGCAGGCUCGACUUGCUGAGGAAAAGGAGAGGAAGGAGCAAGAGGAGGCUCGUAAGAAGCAGGACGAGGAUGCCAAGAAGAAGAAAGCUCUGACAAACAUGACUCAGCAGUAUGCGGGUGUCCAGCAAAAGGAUGGGAAGAGAGGAGCCAAAAGGCAAACAGAGAGGGAGAAGAAACGAAAGAUCCUGGCAGAGAGGAAGAAACCGCUCAACAUCGACCAUCUCAGUGAGGAGAAACUCAAGGAAAAGGCCAGUGAGCUUUGGCAGUGGAUGAUGGCAUUGGAGGCUGAGAAGUUUGACCUCACAGAGAAGCUGAAGAGACAGAAGUAUGAUAUCAAUCUGCUCCAGAAUCGCAUUCAGGCCUCCCAGAGCACCAAGGGAAGAGGGAAGGCCAAAGGCAGGCUGAGAUAGAUGGCGGCACCAUCAUGUUCUCAGAAGAGGAGUCCGAAUAUGAACAGCAGUGCUGAAUUUUCAAAUAAUAAAGUGCUUUUGUUAAGUGUA